AGCAAGUGUGGGCCAAUGAGGCCCCGCCUGGGGGCGGGCGCCCGGCAGCUUCUCAGAAAUGAAAGUGGAAGUGGAGCAAGCAGCGGCGGCAGGGACUGGACCGGGCCUGGGACACCUAGGCUCCCGGGGCUAAGGGAGGCACCGGCCUUGCACUUGGAGCCUAAGCCAGCGCUGGAGACCAUGGAUGCGGUGAGCAGGCAGGCCCUCUCCGCCCUCCUGGAGGAACAGGCCAGGCUGAAGAGGAGGCUGCGGGAGCUUCAGCAGCUGAAAAGGAACACCAGGGUCACCCCCAGGCACAAGGUCCCGUUCCAAGUUCCUGAGGUCACCUUGGAGUUCCAGGGACGCACUGAGCAGGCCCAGGAUGUGGCCAAGCCCUCAGUCUCCAAGCUGCGUAUCUGCUGCCCCCUCUCAGGGGGCUCUGCCCUGGUGACCUUUGAUGACCCCAAAGUGGCCGCACAGGUGUUGCGGCAGGAGGUGCACCAGGUAAACCUGGAGGAGUGCCGCCUGCGGGUGCAGGUGCAGCCGCUGGAACUGCCCAUGGUGACCAGUGUGCAGGUGUCCAACGAGACCAGCAGGCAGCAUGUGCUGGUGAGUGGGCUGCUGGCAGGGCUGGCACUAGCCGAGGAGACACUGCUGGACAAGCUCGAGCUCUUCUUCAGCAAGCCCCGGCAUGGAGGGGGCGAAGUGGACACCCGAGAGCUGCUGCAGGGCGGUGCUGUGCUGGGCUUUGCUGACGUGGGAGUGGCCCAGCACCUCUGCCAGGUUGGCCAGUUCCGGGUGCCGCUAGGUAGCCAGGAGGUGCCACUGAGAGUCACCCCCUAUGUGAACGGAGUCAUCCAGAAGGCCGUGAUCCAGUGGCAGCCAGUGCCCAACACAGUGCUGGUGCUGGGCAUUGCCGACGUCCUGGAUGGCCCAGAGCUGCACGACGUCCUGGAGGUCCACUUCCAGAAGCCCACAUGCGGUGGCGGAGAGGUGGCGGCAGUGGCUGUGGUGCCGCCUGGGGAGCAGGGCCUGGCUGUGUUCACCUCGGAGUUGGGCUAGGGCUGGGGGCAGUAAAGUACAAUCCACACA
Cavia porcellus (domestic guinea pig) is the source of this 1071-nucleotide messenger RNA. It is a transcript of the gene Ifi35, whose product is annotated as interferon induced protein 35. Lineage: Eukaryota; Metazoa; Chordata; Mammalia; Rodentia; Caviidae. The record is from RefSeq and is a predicted model, not a curated record. The coding region runs from base 16 to 1041 and encodes 341 amino acids. Gene Ontology annotation, cellular component: nucleus. The transcript has 7 exons.